Messenger RNA from Ahaetulla prasina, 3778 nucleotides. It is a transcript of the gene PRR5L, whose product is annotated as proline rich 5 like. Gene Ontology annotation, cellular component: TORC2 complex. The record is from RefSeq and is a predicted model, not a curated record. Gene Ontology annotation, biological process: TORC2 signaling. The coding region runs from base 1226 to 2275 and encodes 349 amino acids. The transcript is spliced from 11 exons. NCBI's taxonomy places the organism in Eukaryota, Metazoa, Chordata, Lepidosauria, Squamata, Colubridae.
GAGAUGCGCUAACGAUCUUUAUUACGGGGAAGGCUCUUAAUUCCAAAAGAAAAGAAAAGAAAGAAGAGAAGAGAAGAGAAAAACAACGUGGAAUGUGGAAAGAGCGAUAGAUUAGCGAUAUGUUUUGAUUACGGCGGGGCGGAGUGGAGGCAGAGAGAGAAAGGAGACUUUUUCUUUCUUUCGGUCUCUGCGCCUUGUUUACGCUUUCUCGAGGCGCGAAACACGCGCUGGGUCCUCGGCCGCCUAGAGCAGCGAGGCGGCUCCCGGUGUGUGUGUGUGUGUUCUUUUUUUGCACACCGACCCCGAAGCCCGCCGUCUUCGGGGGUCUUUACAAAGGGAGAGGUACGCAGGAGCUGGCCUGGCUCUUCACGAUCGGUGCGCGCAGGUUUGAGCUGCGGCCAGGACAGACCGGUGAGUGUCUGCUCGGGAAGUGAUGCCUCCCUGCGGAGGAGGAUUCUUACUUCCACGCUCUACGGUUUGCCCUCUACGGCACAACAGAAGACCAAACCUGCGGGACUUCUUUCCUUGCUGCUUCCUCCCAAGUAUUCUUGGGAGCGAUUCGCCGGACUUCCACGCUCCUUUUGGGUUAUUUAUUCCCUUUUUUAUUCCGGGAGGUGCUACUGCUUGAGUUCCGAAACCCGAGUGGGCGGAGAGGGCCGGAUAAACUCAUUCCCUCCUUCUCCCUCCCACCCACCCCACUUUUUUUUUCAUUCUCAUUAUUGCUACAUGGCUUUAAAUUAAGAGCAUAGCCGGCUAUAAUGCAGAGAGACUGAAGACGUGCGGUUAGCGUGGAAAAAAAAAGAAAAAAAAAAAGAAGAGAAAGAUCUGGCAGGCUCUUCCCACUUGUUUCAAAUCCUCGUCUUGGGGACUGGGGGUGUCAAACUGGCGGCCCGUGGGCCAGAUGUGUCAUGUGUAGGCCACGCCCACGCUCAUCUGGGAAAGAGAAAAAGUCACAAUACAUCACAUGAUGGCAAGCUGAGUGUCUUGCAACAAUUGGCUCAGAUUCCUUAAAGGGCAGAGCUUGGUUUCUCAGUAGACCACGAAAGAAGGGAGCAGCAUUCCCAUUACUUUACAGGUUGAAUUCUGAUUCCUGAGGAAACAGAAAUAUCUUUCCUGCCACUUAACCUCAAUAUCCUCAUGCAAAUCCGUUUCCUCACCCCCUUCCGUCUAAACUGAUGACGUGGAUUCCAUCAUAGCUCAAGCUUUUGAUUUCCAAUUUCAGAAGAUGGGUUCAUUCCGAAAGCCCCGGCCACGUUUCAUGAGCUCCCCAGUGCUGAGUGAUUUACCACGAUUCCUGGCAGCUCGGCAAUCUCUGCAGUUCAGAUCAAACUCUGCCUGGAACAGUGUUCAAACAGCAGUGAUCAAUGUCUUCAAAGGGGGAGGCUUGCAAAACAAUGAACUCUACAUCCUCAACGAAAAUGUCAGGCAGUUGUUGAAGAGUGAGCUUGGAUCCUUCAUCACAGAAUAUUUUCAGAACCAGCUUCUUGCAAAAGGUUUGCUAUACAUAGAAGAAAAAGUUAAGUUUUGUGAAGGAGAAGAUCGUAUCCACGUAUUAUCUGAAACCUGGGAUCACUUCUUCACAGAAAUUCUUCCUAUACUACAGGCUAUAUUUUACCCUGUUCAGGGUCAAGAAUUAACCAUUCGUCAGAUUUCCUUACUUGGCUUCCGAGACUUGGUCUUAUUAAGAGUAAAGUUGGAUGAGAUUCUUCCUCUGGUACAAAGUAACCUCCCACCCUCCAUUAUCCAGAUGCUGCUGAUUUUACAGGGAGUCCAUGAACCUACAGGUCCCACUAAGGCCUUUAUACAACUAGAAGAACUUGUAAAACUGGUAGUUUCCCCAUACCUUGGUUUGUGUGAAGAACAUUGCUUCCCUGGCAGUACCUGUGCCCUGGAGAGACGGUAUUACAGAUCUCGUUACAAACCCAACGGGCUAAGCAUCUCUUCUCAUACAGUGGCAACCCGACAGGUCAGCGAGACCGCCUUGACACCACUGACUGAACAGGAAGGCGAGGCUUACCUUGAGAAGUGUGGGAGCAUCCGCCGGCAUACUGUCGCCAAUGCUCAUUCUGAUAUACAGCUGUUGGCCAUGGCUUCCAUUAUGCACUCAGGCAUGCUAGCAGAAGAACCAGACAAUGGCGACCAAUGUCUCCUCUUGCAACCCAGUUUGAACCACAGACAGUUUUCUAGUGAGCCCAGCAUAGCGGAUGGACCAGAAGAACUGGCCACCCCAGACAUGGAGGAGCCUGCAGAACUGAAUUGCACAUCUGUCUGUUGAAACAAAGGAACAGAACACUCCUGCACAGCAGAGGAAGCCGAUGUUACUUUUCAUGCUGCUUAGAUCAAGAAUUAGAUCUACAGGGCACAUCCUGAAGCUGAUUGUGUUCUUAGGCUCUAAUAUUAUGAGGGUCCUUUCUGUGGACUACAAAGGUACAAAGUUGUUUCAGCUGAAACAUUCCACUGUUGUCUCAUAGCAAUGGUUUCUCAGAGUUUGUUUUUCCAGCUAGGUUUUCGUGCCCUCAGCUGCAUUCAGUUUUUGUCUUAUCUGGAGGGUGUACACUGUAAUCCUAGUUUUAUUCUGCCUUGCAGAUUGGGAAGAUGAACUCCAGUGUAAGGGACAGGCAGUUAUUUCUUCUCAGUUGCGAUGUCUUGUGAAAAAUACAAGGAAGCCAGUUAUAAAAUCUUCAAGGUUUUUGCAGUGGUACAGCCCUUUGUAGGACAUUGAACCAUUUUCAUUAUAAUAUGGUGUACACAUAAACUAUAAAAAUAGGAGCAGUAAAACUUCUUCCACUCUCUAUCAUCAGAGCUGGUCAAGGUAACAAAUUCUAUUCUGGCUGAAUAAAGUAAAACGAAAGCAGUAGCCUAAAACAAAACUACUGUGGCUAGCAUAUUGUUUUGAUGUUUUGAUUGCAGUACAUCUCAGGAAUUACUCAAAUUAUCUUCAGAAAACUACUAAAAGCAGGCCGUUAGGGAUGGUAUCUGACUGCUUGCCAAAAACAUAACACCAGUGCUGAGCUGGUAAGCAUGCAAUAAUGAUUUUGAGCUACUAGCUUCUAUAAAUUAGGGGUUGCUGGGUUUAAGACUGAAUAUUCUGGAAAUAGCUUUUAUUGAUAACAAUGAGAGAAAGGUUGCAUUUGCAUUAGUGCGGUAAUAGCAGACAACCCUUUUGGCUGGUGGGAAUAGCCUUUAUUGUAGGAAACCCUUCUGUGCAAAAAUUCCAUACGGAGCAGGGAAUAUCCACAACUGCUGUAAUGACGGACUGCUGCAAGUAUCAGGAUUGGGUUAGAUGAGAUUUUUGGAACUGGUAUAGUGAUUUCUGGAAAUACUUCCAUACAUCUUUGGUAGCCAACCCAUUCUUUAACAAACAGAAUAAAAAAAUAAUGUUUUAAGUUUUGUAGCUAGUUGCCCUCAUGCUGCAGGUUUUUUGAUAUUGAUGGGGCAAUGGCCGUUAGUAUCUAGAAUUGAUAGGGUUUCUUUGUUUUGUUUUAAAUCCAGUUUCCUAAUAUAAUUUUCAUAUGUAUAAUGCUUAUUUGGCAGUGGUUCCCUUUUGAUGGAAGUCAUACAUAAUCCAAGGAGAAGACAAAUUUCUUCAUAGAGCUGCAGAUAAAGAAGUACUACAAAGGGAGUCUUAGCACAAUCCAACCAUAACUUAUUUAGCUGUUUAAAUGGUAAAAAUAAUUGAAUUAUGCAAAAAACCCAAACAGUAAAAUAAAAUCUGUGUGGAGAAUGUGGGAUGUGUGCUUUUCCUGCCAGUUCAAAAUAAACAUUUUAACAAAUACUA